AUGGAUUUCCAAGAAAUGAUUGCUGCGGAUUUAAAUAGUUUGCAAUCAAAGGUGACGAACCUCUUCAGAACAUCUAGAAAUCAAGUGCCUUUAGCAUUUCUCCAAGAUUUGUGCAUUCUCCUUAAUUCAUUCCAACAUGAAUACCAGUCAGUAUUAAAACAAUUCGAAUUAGGAUUAAUAAACUUAUUGGUGGUCAGAAAUGUACACAAAAGUUCACACGAUGUGAAAAUUGGUUCAUGGAUUGAAGAAGUGAAUGAUUUUGUCAAUAAAUUUGAAAAUUCUAAGCCGACCGGAGCCAAUUCACAUGAUGCUAAAUAUCGUUUUCAGUAUUCAACUUUAAUAGAAGCCUUAGACUUACAUCGUGAUUGUUACCAAUCCUCCUACUGUCCAAUGCCAAUUAAUGAAAAGUGUCUGUCAAUACAGAAUUUACAAUAUGCUCAUUACACUGAUAAGAUAAAUCAAGAUAUACAAGCGACAUGGAAUUUACUAUGUGAUUGUUAUUGGUUGGUACUGGUAUCUAAGUUAUCCGAAUUGAAUGCUUAUUUACCAAAUAUCAACAGUGAAUCGACCGAAAAGAAUGUAACUUCAGAUAUUCAAUCUCCACAUUGUGACACUAUAACAAGGCGAUGCAAACGAAUAAUUUACAAUCUACUACAUCAGUUAUCAUCCUAUCCAUCGGAAUUGAGCAUUUUCAAUUCAAACAAUAAUCAUAAUAAUAAUUACAGUAAUACGAAUGGAGUUGGUGAUCAAUGUCUGUUGAAGAAAUACACUCCAAUGACACUGGACUGCUUCCGUGAAAUGGACAAUAAUCUAAGCGUUAUGAUAAAAUAUGCGAAGGACAAGAGUAUCAUCGAUAAAUUGUUACCAACUACUGGAAAGGUGGAAGAAUAUUCCAAAUCGCUUUAUUCAGUCUUCACUCGAAUGGAUUCCUUGUUUCGGCGUAUAAAUUUCAUGCGAUAUAAGAAUUGUGCGCUCUUUCCGAAAAUGCAUCUAUUCACCUACAGUUCUCCUGUAACAUAUAGAACCGUGCUCACUUUGCCGUCAGUCGGUGCUAAAAAAUCGAGACGAUUGGAUCAAGUUGUUAGUGAUGAACAGAAAAAUGAUCAACGUGUAUACGAUCAUCAAAAUCAUAAUUAUUAUGCAAAGUGUGCAUGGAUUACCUCAACCCGCUGUAAUUACUAUAGUGAAUUAGUCAUUAAAACUCACGAUAAUUAUACACGGAGCUCUAUUGAAGCAUCAGCGGGAUUAUCCUGCCUUAAUGAAGGUGAACAGAUUACUCGUACAGGCAAUAAUGAUGAAACUGGCACAGAUGAAUUUGCCCGAAUGGACGAAAAUCAAGUAUGUGAAGAAGAUUUUCACUACAAGACGUGUGCUUAUUUCAGUCGCCUUCAACAACACAUAGUUCCAAUUUAUCUGGCCAAUGAGAACACCAGGCUUGUUGAUGAUGACAUUACAAUGGUGUCUGAUACAUUUAGUAUUUACCAAGAAAACGGUGAUGAUUCGGAGAAGAGUCAUAGUGAUUCUGCCUAUCACACAUCAGGUAGCAAUAAUUUGAAUAGUAAUAAUGACAGCAAUGAUACCAUUGAUGUUAACAGACACUGGGAUAAAGAAUAUUCUACACGAGAUUCUCAAGAUACUUUUGAGACUAUAUCAGAAUUAUCCUCGUUCAAUCAUACGAAGUCGAGUCUACCCGUCAACUGUUAUUGUAAACUUACCACUGAUGAUACUGAAAAGUUGAGUAGUUUUACUGAGAUAACUAGUGAUAAUAAUUUAUCCAAAUGGAGUGAUCAAUUUGACUGUGAAUCAUCGAAUGUCAUCAGCUGUAAUGAGAGUGAUAACAUGCUGCAGUCGGAUUCAAUGGGAAACUUCACGUCGAUUAAAUCAGAUGAAAUUCAACCAGAAGAUUUCAUAAAACGUGCGUAUAAAUUAGUAAGUAUGGGUGUGCAGCUCAAGGAAAGAUAUGAACAGUUGGUUGAAUGCAUCGACUGUCAUCAGCCGGCUAUACAUCAGAUAGACGGAGAGUUGGAUACAGUCAGUCAGAAUUUAGCCUCAAUUGCCAGCAAACUGAAUGAUCCUGACUGCGAUGCUCAUCUAGCUGGCACGAGUUUAUCAACUACUGGUGCCCUCGUGAAACAGAUACUUGGAUUAGAAGAGAUCGAGGCAGAAAUUAGACAAACUGAGGAGAAUCUGUGUAAAAUAAAGUCUAAUCCACUAUUCACUACAGAUUCCUGUCAGACAGAAGGAAUUCGGAAGAGACUGGAGUCAACUGAAGGUGAACUAACCGAUAUGCAACUUGCUAUACAUAACAAGCUAAAGCAUUUGAGAGAAUUCCAUUGGAGAUUAGAUGAAUUCACAGAAUCUAUUAAAACACAACUGGUAUGGAUGAGAGAACAAGAAGGUGAAUUGGAGCGAUACACCGUUAGACAUAAUAACGAAUCAAAUGAAUUGGAGGAAGAACUCAAUGACUUUUAUAUGCUUAUUAUAAAACUUAAUCAUUAUCAAAGAGAUAGUCUAAUUCCAAUGCUGAAUACUUAUGAUAAACUGACGCAUAACAAUUUCAAUCCAGAUGAAGUUGAAUUCUGUCAAGAUUUACAACUGAUUGGACCAUUCUAUAAUGCUGAAGACAAUGUGCACUUAGGCAGGACUGUUCAUACUACAUGGGAUAAUAUAACAAAACAACUGAUGCCAAAAGUAUUUCAUGAAUUGAUCACUUCAUCCUAUGAACAGUUUUCAAGGAAUUUAGCACCAACCAUUAUACAUCUUUUAGAAAUUCAAUCGUUGGACUUUCUGCUGCCAUCUGAAGUUGGUCAUCUACCCAAACCAUUUGCUAUUGAAGAUACUAUGAAUUUCAUAUCAGAUCAAAUUAACAAUAUACAAGGCGAAAUGAACUGGUUACGUAGACAUCUUGGACCAAUUAUCCUCUCUGAGGAUAGGUGUCAUCUCUUUGCAAGUAGAGACAAUAACGACAGUGAUAUUAACAAUAAUAAUAACAAUGCAGAAAUUGUAGUGUUUGAUGAAACUGUCAGGGGACUGGCUCAACUGGUUAACUACUGUAUGACUAUUUAUCAAAAUCUACAGUUGGAAUGUUUGCCAGCCGUACAAACCUAUCAUGACACUGUGAAUUAUGCAGCAUGCUAUUUGAAGACUGUUCAACGUCAAAUAGAUGUGUUAUUAGUACCGUUGGCCGAAGAAAAUAACAGUAGACAGACAAUUGUCAGCAGUCGAGAUGUCAAUGAAGAGUUUACUUUAGUCAUUUAUGAAAAACUGGAGACUCUUCGAACUGGUAAAGACCAGUGUUUGCAACUUUUGAACACUGUUCAAAAUAAUCAUCGAAAUAUUGUUGAUAAGCUGAAUAAUUCAAUAAAACAAUUUCAAUAUUCAAUUCACAAACUGCCUAUGGCGAAACAAGAUUCUUCGACAGCAACUACAACAACCCCAGCAUUAUAUGAUAUUGAAAAUAUGCUGAAGUCAGUUAAUUCUGUUGAAUUAAUCUCUGAAAAUUUCAUGGAUUUUAUAAAAGAAUUAACGAAUAUGAUUGAUCAAUAUGAUGAAGUCAUCACUAGUCUUAAUCAGACUAAUGAUGAGAAGGCAAUUUCAGCGUUAUCCUUGGAUAGAAAUGUAUUCGAUUCUCUGGAGGAAUACACUCAGGAGUCGAAAUCGCUACAGAAUUCUACUUUACCCCAAGACAUCAUUGAUUGUAUUAGUGAAUUUGACAAGAAUUAUGAAAGACUACUUAAUUCAUGGUCAAUACUUCCUUCAAGCUUGAAUCGAUUCAACGAAGAGCAUAUGGAGGAUGAGACAACAGUUGUUGGAAAUGGCAGUUUACUUCCUCUGAUUGUUAGUCAACAGCACGAUAAAGUUGAGAAUAACGAUUACGGUGUCAGCCACAUCAGUGAUGGAGUACAGGUCAUGUAUAGAUGGUUCGAGGAAUUAGAUCACCUUGAAGACAACCUAAAAUCUUCAUGUGGUGAUGUUCUUCAUGACAAUGAACUAUUUAUUAGUAGAAUAAAUAAAAUCAAUAAAUUACGUGAUGAUAUCAAAGAAAGAUUUACUGUGAGAUUGGCAGUAUCUGAACAAUUCUGUUUUAACCAUCGACUUGAUAAGGUUCUCGUGGAAUUUCAUCAAUUAAAAAAAACAUUUAAACAAUCUGCCUUGUCAUUACUUCAAGAUAUUGGUGUGUCUGAGAAUGAAACAUACAUCACAUCGAAUAUAUUUCGCAUAUGUGUUCAAUCAUUAAGAAAUAAACUAUCUGAAACUAAAGGAUUAAUCGGUAGACUUCAAGAUUUAGCUGAUGAAACUAAUUCAGUUGAUUUCGGAAUAAAUGAUUUUCCGUCUGAAAUUGAAGAAGACUUUGAGAAUAAAUCUACGCAAGAUUUGAUGAAACUGCCUUAUGAUUCUAAAAAGCUUUGUAUACCAAGUAUUUCAGUGCCUCUAUGGCAUGGACAAGUUAAAAUUAAUGAAGUGAUUGUAAACUUUUUGGAACAUAUUCAAAAUCAUCAUGAACGUUUACUACUUGCCUAUGAGCUGGCUGCACGUCUUUCAACAUGGAUAUCGAUAAUGCAUCCUAGAGUGGAUAAACUAAAAAUCAGACUACAACAAUGCAGUAUAAAGCCGGUAAAUGAAGUUCCCAUUGAAGACUUGAAUUCACAUUUGCAUAACAUAACACUAUUCCGUCUUGAAAGCUGUUCUCAAAUGUUAAUUAUUCAAUGCAUAGUCAAAGAUGGCGAUGAAUUCAAAAAUGUUAUUCUCCAUCUGAAUGAAGAUUAUAAAUGGGAGGAUAAAACAGAUGGCCUUCAGUUGGAAUUUCUUUCAUUAUCAUCUGGUAACAGAUGCACCAAAGAGGAGUCUGAUGUUAUUCCAUCAAUUGUACGCUUUGUAAAUCAAAACAUGGAGACUAUAAUGAAUGAUUUUGUCGUCAGUUUCGAUCAAUCAUCUAUCCUUCUUGAAGCUACUAGAAGUCGGCUUAUUGAAACUGGACAAAUUCAAACACUACUGAAUGACUUUUCAAGUAUACUUAAUGAAUCGUCGAUUUGUUCUGCAAAAAUAUUGAACCAUUGCCAGAGUGAAGAUGAGAAUGACAAUGUUGGUCAGCAGGCGGAAGAGAAGGAGUUAUGUAUCAGUGAUGAGCAACACGACCUGGUUAGUUUAUCACCAAACCUUCCACUAAACCAUUCAGGAAAAAUGGAACACUUGGAGAUAUGGUGUACAGAAUUAGAAUCAGUUCAAGGAAUGCUUAACGUGAUCUCUUCAAAUCCCUGCAUAGAUACUACUAAUGAUAAAAAUCUUGAAAGUCAAAUAAAACGAUUAACAAUACAAACUGAACAACACUGUCUUGAUUUAUCAACGAAGAAAGCUAAACUAUUAGAUGAAGUAAAACAAAGAAUUGUCAUGCAUUCAGCAAACAAAGUGUUUGAGAACCAAUUGCUUCUGUCUAUAUCUGCCUAUUCUACUUGGAUUGGUCAGUUAAGAGAAGAAUUAAUGAAGCUUGGUAUACCAAACCACCUGAAUGUUGAUGUAGCUGAAGCAAAAUGGAAAGAGUUUAAGGAAUGGGAGUUAACAUUUCAAAAUGAAAGUCAUAAACGAUUAAGCAGUCUGAUAAAACAAUUCCCUAAUUCAAUAUUUCAAUCUGUUUUCAAACGAGAUAAAACUUCGUUGACAAGCAUAGAAGAUUUUGUUUCAGACGAAAGAAAUUUCAAUGACUACAUCAUCGACAUCAGCGACAAAAAAUCAACACCAUCAUCAUCGGUAACAACGAAAAGAAUUAAAUCUCGUCUCGAGUUGAGUAUUUCACGUAUGCUGAGACAAUAUGCUGGUUGUCGACGUCAAUGUUCAAUCUUUAACAAAUUAUGGAUGAAACACAUAAAUUAUGUAAAGCAUCAUGCGCAGAGUUUGAACAAGAUACACUUAUUAUUCGAAGGAAUUCAAGCAGAAUUGUCCAAGUUAUACAGACCAUCGAAACUGGUUAGCUGUUGUACAGAACAAUUGAACAGUGUAAAGAAUGUUAUCGAUCAGCUGAAAGAAUAUGAGGUGUUAGUAGUCAGCCUGUACGAUUCACUACCUCUACUUAAAUCUGUAUGCAGUGCCAACGAAGUGUCACGAGCAGUUGCAACUAUCAAAGAUACUAAGCAUAAUUUUGUUUGUUUAUUACGUCGAGCGACAGAAAGGCAAAAAAUUCUGACACAAGCAUUAAAGGAAGAUACUAAGUUUGAUACAGCUUACCAUAGUUUAAUGGAGUGGUUCCUAACUAACGUCGAAUUGCUGAAAUCUUACAAUGCCCAUCCUGUAUAUGAUGAAAAGAUUCAAAUGUCAAUUAAGACUUUGCUAAGAGAGUUCAAUCAACGACAAUCUGAUUAUUGGUUAGUAAUGCGAAUGGGUGGAAAUCUGAGAGAACGUUGUACAAUUUCAGAUCCAGAAAAGGAUAUACUCACUGGCAUGCUUGAUAAAUUAACAACACUGAAAUCUGAAUUUGCAUCACUACUGUCAAUGUGUCAAAUCGAAAUGCAGAAAUCAUCGUCAACUGCUCAAAAUAAGACGUCAACAAUUUCAUGUCUAAAAGAAUGGCUAGAUUCUGCAGAAGAACAGUUUGGUAUUGAGAAUAUUCACAGUGGACUACAAUCUAUCCAAUAUUCAUCAGCAAAUGCUGACACAAGUAUAACAAAUAGCAAUGCUAAUAGUAAUACUGAACAGCCAUUAUCAAAUAACACUGAUUCAUCGAAUAAGGAAUGCAAUAAACAAUCGUUGCAACCGUCAGAUUCAAUGUUCAGUUAUCAACAAUAUGUGAAUAUUGUUUCGGUUGCUGGUGAUUUGGCUUUUGUUCAGUCUGUGGAUUCAAAUCAUUCGAUAUUGGGUGAACAGUUAUGUCAACAAGAAAAAUUAUACCAAGAAAUUAUUUCAAACAAUGUCAACACCAGUGAAUCAGCUGACCUAAGGGAGCGUUUAAUUAGAAUUAGGAAAGCUUACGAUUUAAGAUGUAGAAGUCUUCAGAUGGCAAGAGAAAUCGCCACUGAUUUGACAACACAUUAUACACAUCUAAAGUCGUGGUUAAUUGAAGCCUUUCAUAAAAUCAGUCAACAAUAUGAAUAUGGUCAUAAUCUCAAUACUAAUGACGAUAAUAAUAAUAAUGAUAAUAUUCAAAAUAAAACAAUACUACAGAUUAUGCUAAAUAUUACUGAGAAGUCAUCGCGUCAGGAAACCAAAGAAUCUUCAACCACUUCUAGAAAUCUUCCGUAUAAAUCUCAAUUAAAUCUCUGCUUUAAACUGUAUACUGAACAGCAACAAACAUACCAGUCAAUGUUCAUUGAAUUACAAAAGAUAAUGAAAAAGAUACUUUUACAGAAUGUUAACACAGAAUUCAAGAAUGACUUCAGGACAAUACCAGAUGAUCGUCUUGAUGAAAUUUCUGUUUACUGUCAUAAAGACUAUCGUAGUCAACUUAUAAUGCAAUAUAAACAGAUUAUACAUCUAUGGCAUAAAGUUGAUAAAGGUUUACAGUGCUUGUGUGUGCAGUUAGGACAUUCUUUGGAAACAUUUAAUACUGGCGUGAGACAUUAUGAAUUUGAACAAGAAGAAAACUGGAUCCAAUCAGAGAUGCAUAGAUUAGACGAAUACAUGAUAUCAGAUAGAGCUCUGGUUCAGAGUAUUUGUAAACUAUUUCCAAGCAUAUUUGAUGGAAGUAUAUCCUUGUCAUUUACAAAUGAUGAAAGUUUAUUGAUGUCAGAGACUCCAGAUGAUUUGCUUUCUAUUUGUUACAAUUCUAUUGGUUGUGCAACUGAUACUCCGGAUGAUCGUAAUUUAGUAGAGAAAGUUUUUCAAGAAUUAGAAGAGAGAAUUGACCUAUCAAGAGAAAAGUUUAUGCAAAUUAAAGAUAAAGAGGAGAGAAUUUCAAUAUGCUCGAAGACUUAUCAAAGCGUAAUUGAAUCCAUUGUGUCUGCUGAUUUGAUUAACAAUGAAAGUGGAAAGGAAACUUUUAUUGUUAACACUGUUCCUUUACCGUCAGCCAUUCCUUCCACGUUGGAAUCAUCACCGUCUAACCGCAUAGCCUUUGUGAAUAAUCAUCAACUAUUGAAUAACCGGAUGUAUGGUGAUAAUAAUAACAAUAGUAAUAGUAAUAAUGCUGAUACUUGUGACGACAACAAUUUCACUGAUAGUGUUAUGAUUAAUCAUACAGAUAUACUUGCUACAACUGAACAACAGACAUAUUGUCAUCGUGCUGAAAUGCUCAAAAAUGCCUAUGCUUAUCUUUUACGUCGAAUGAAUCAACGCAUAAAACAACUCGAAUAUUAUCGUGACAAAAUACUCGAGUGUACCGUCUUGACUGAUUUCGACUUCGACGAAUGGAGAAGUAAUUAUCUACAGUGGAUUGAAAGUUGUCAAUAUCGUCUAGCUGAUAUAUUUCCAACUGUUACUGCCAAUGCUGAUACUAUUCAAGCUGAUCAACAGAAAUCAAAACCUCAUUUACAUCUUUCUCCGACAUCUUCAACAUCAUCGACUCCAAGAAAAGUGUCUACUGUCUCGUCAUCCACACAGUCGACUAACAGUUCUCCAAAGCAUAGCUCACCUCCUACGCCUACUACUAAAAGCAUCCAAUCACUUGGGAAAAAAUCCAGCAGUGAAUCUUUAAAUGUAUGUAGUAAUGAUGUUGUCGUUGGUGUUGUCACUGAUUCGAAUAAAACAUGUGCAAUUGCAAAGGGUAAACAAACCGCGAAUAUUUCAAAACCACCUGAAUUAAAUUAUUCAGAGUUUAGUGAAGUUUUACUCCUACGACGACGACAACAACACCGGCAACAGCAGCAACAUAGUCGACCUAAAUUUGACUGGGCAAAUCCUCUGUGUAUCAGAGCCGUAUUUAAUACCAUUGAUAAGACGAGAAAAGGCAGGAUAACACAUGAACAGAUUAUUGAAGCUCUGACUGCUAAGAAACAGCAACAACAACAGCAACAACAACAGCAACAUGAACAAGCAACAAAACAGCAACAUCUGCCAAAUGAUGAGUUAAUUGCACGUGCAAUACAACAAGAAACCAGUAAAUGUAUGUGCCAAAUAAAAUUUCAAUCUAAAAAGGUUGGAACAGAUAAAUAUUGUUUUGGACCUAGUUCGAAAGUCUAUUUAGUCCGUUUCCUUAACAGUACCACUAUGGUACGGGUAGGCGGUGGAUGGAUGAAGUUGAGCGAAUUCUUAGACACUCGUGAUCCAUGCAGAAUCGUCCAUAAAAGAAAUCGUCUUGGUUCUGCUGCACCCAAAGCCAAUUCAUCAUUGAACACAUCACUUAUAGGUCGCACAUCCACAACAUCUGCUUCAAAGAAAGAAAAUACUUUAGGAUUCAUUGAAGUCACUCCGAUACGAGGAAGUAAUUCUCAUGGUAAAUCGCCUACUGUUUCUAAGAAGGAAUUCCCCAUUGCGUCAACUCCAUUGAUGAAUAAGGAAGUCAAAGAUGCACAAGAACAAGUACCAAGUUUAAUUGAUCAAGCUAUGAUUGAUGUCAGUGGUACCUCUUCAAAAUGUGAGCAGCCUUCAAAUGAACAGGCAGCAACAACGAGAACCACGAAAGACCGAAAGAAUAAAACAAGAAAACACUGACUGAGAUGUUCAGCAAGCAGUAGAAUUGGCUGCCAACUAUAUCAGGGUUCAAUCUCUUUAAAAUAUAUAGAUCUAUAGAGAGA
This is a messenger RNA of Trichobilharzia szidati, 9659 nucleotides long. Lineage: Eukaryota; Metazoa; Platyhelminthes; Trematoda; Strigeidida; Schistosomatidae. The record is from the annotation of a GenBank genome assembly.